Messenger RNA from Sipha flava (yellow sugarcane aphid), 935 nucleotides. RefSeq lists its product as uncharacterized. The transcript has 3 exons. Bases 178 to 909 code for a protein of 243 amino acids. The record is from RefSeq and is a predicted model, not a curated record. NCBI's taxonomy places the organism in Eukaryota, Metazoa, Arthropoda, Insecta, Hemiptera, Aphididae.
UAACGGCUCAUAUCACACGACGCAGUUAUCACGGGGACUUCGAAAAAAAAAAAUGUCGUUUCCCAAAUAAAUAAUAACAUUCGAUGUCGAAUAUUACUGUCCGGCCUUGCAAUCACCGUUGCAGCGUGAACGCAAUGACCGUUGUCCAACGUCCGCGACCCACCGUUUCUGUUACUAAUGCGAGCGUGCUGCUUCCGGGUGUUCGUCGACGGUGAACUGUGGGACUGCCUGUUGGUUGUGAAACACAACCGGAACUAUGCGCUGUACACGUCCGUCGACCGGUUGCCGUCCGAACUGCAUCCGCUCCGGUUGGACAAUGUCCGCGGCUCCACACCGACGGUGGUGGACGCCAAUUGUCUGGAGCGCGUCAUCAAAGCGUUGGAGUACAGCGACGUGUUCAAACGGUCGGCGUUACGUAGAAUGAACGCAGUCGUCACGCACGUGGUGGACAGCGACAUGGUGAUCAACGUCAAUGACAUCAGUCUGGUACCGUCCAACAGAUAUAGAUUGCCCUACACAUGGUGCGAACUGUACGAGAAAACUGAUCUACAAUACAGAGAAAUGGAAAAUAUAAUGGCUUGGUUGUCGACUCUUGGUGGAGCUUUCUCAUCGUUGGGUGAUCAAACAGAACGCUAUGCAAUUGUUGCUGGGAACAUUUCAAUACAACAAUUGAGAAUUGCAAUGAAAAUCGGCGAUCCAUUGAUUGCUGCCAGAUGUAAGCUAUACGCUGCUAUCAGUCUCAUGCAACGUGGUAUGUUCAAACAAGCUAAAUUCAUUGUUCAAAAUCAAUACAUGUACUUCAAGUCUCAAUUAAAUGUGGAUGAGCGACUUAUCAAAAUGUGUUAUGGUAUAUGGGCCAAAUUACGUUAUGAAAGGAAUAAGAAAAAAUUCAGUUUAAAACUUAUGUGAAAAAAUUUAUAAUUUACUUGAUUGUG